AUGGUAGAUAUGCUCAUAAAUAGUGUUCCUUCAUUAAAUAUCCCUCCAAUUGAACCAAUGGAAAUAAGUUCUGUAGGAAUCGAUCACAAUCAGAAAUCGAAUGCUUUUAACAUGCAAUCAACCUUCAAAAAUGCUAAAAUUCAUGGACUUACGACAUCAAAUGUUAAGAAAACAUCAGCAAAAUUUAAAAAUUUCUCAAUGAAAGCUGAAGCAUUUACAAAGAGAUUAGAUUUCGUUGGAGAUUAUAAGAUGACAGGGCAGAUUUUAUUGUUUCCCAUAAGUGGUGAAGGAUUUAGUAAUGUAUCGAUGAACGAACUUAUAACAAAACACGAAAUUCACGGUGAUUAUUAUGAAGGAAAAGACAACCAAACUUACAUAAAGAUAACAAGUUAUAAAAUUAAAUUCUUGCCAAAAUGGGUGACUUUCAUAUUUGAUAAUCUUUUCAACGGUGACAAGCUUCUUGGUGACACUAUCAAUAAUUUUAUGAAUUCUAAUUGGGAGCCUGUUUUCUUUGGAAUUAUUCCAGAUUAUGAAAAAAGUUUUGGAGAAAAAUUCAAAGCAGUUGCAAAUACUUUAUUCAAUCAAGUACCAGCAAAUCACAUAUUUUUAAACUAAACAUGAUAUUGUAGAACUUCCAAUUAUUAUUACAUCUUAUUACAUCACACAAAAAUUUUUCCUGUAGCGUUUAUUUUUUCAUAUAGAACUCGUUUAGAAGGAAUGUCAGGUUUAUAAAAUAUUUUAUUGAGCUCAUAAUCAUUGUUCACGAGUAUAUGAACUUGAAACAGAAGAUUGUGUCGAUUUUUUUUGUUGUGAUUAGUUUCGUUUCACUACUCCUAAGUUUAAUUAAAAAUUAUAUCAAAUCAAAGAAAUGAGCUGAAAAAGAAAUAAAAGCAAAAUCUGCUUCUAUUUUUAUAUGUUGUUUGUGAGCUUUUAAUGCAGCACAAUUAGCAGUGAAGGAAAACUUCAUUGUAAACUUAUAGUUGAAUGUAUAGUUGGGUUGCAAUGGAUUACAGUUGCACGUUUAUAACAUGAGUUUAAAUUCAACGAAAAUUGCAUUAAAUAUUUGUUUAUUUUAAAGAAAUUAGGUACCUAAAUUAGAAAAAUAUUCAAAUUUAUUUUAAAAAGACAAAAUAAUAACAUUAAGCCGUGAAAAGUGUUUCCAACUUCUCUUCGUAAAUCGCAAUCAAUAACAUCGCUCCAAAGCCGCUUAACAUGCCACUUAAUUGAAGUACAAAUUGAAUAAUUGAAAAGUUUUCAUCUUUGGUUUUUGGUGCUGAUAGUUCUGGCAUCUAAAAUAAAUAAAUGAAAAUGAUUUUAACAUGAAUUUGAAUAUUAUAAAACUCACCAUGUCAACCAAAGCUAUGUAGAUGAAUAAACCAGCAGCAACCGCAAACACCCAUUGGGUCGUUUCAGGAGUUUCACCAAUUAAUAUUCCAAAACACAUUCCAAAAAAACUUAGAACUGAACUUAGAAUAUUAUAAUAAAUUGCUUGACGUGCUGGCAUUCCAGCUUUAAGAAGCACUGCAAAAUCUCCCAUUUCAUGUGGUAAUUCAUGGCAGAAAACUGCAAGAGUUGUUGAGAACCCUCCAGCGAUAUUAUUUGAAAAAGCUGCUCCUAUUGCCAUUCCAUCAGUGAAAUUAUGC
This is a messenger RNA of Clunio marinus, 1643 nucleotides long. Lineage: Eukaryota; Metazoa; Arthropoda; Insecta; Diptera; Chironomidae. The record is from the annotation of a GenBank genome assembly.